Messenger RNA from Mya arenaria, 1977 nucleotides. RefSeq lists its product as uncharacterized. Gene Ontology annotation, cellular component: cytoplasm. Gene Ontology annotation, molecular function: ATP binding; nucleic acid binding. The coding region runs from base 1 to 1977 and encodes 658 amino acids. The transcript is spliced from 10 exons. Lineage: Eukaryota; Metazoa; Mollusca; Bivalvia; Myida; Myidae. The record is from RefSeq and is a predicted model, not a curated record.
AUGCUACACAAGGGAACUCCAGUAUUGGACGAGUCAAUGUAUCACAAUUAUCUUGGCCGCAUUGUCGGUGCUGUGCAACGAAUCUGUGAUUACAUGCAGGAGCCAGAUUUGAAGAAAUCUCUUCUUAAGGAAAUUAAUAAGUACGAAAGCCUUCGACAUAUAUACACAAACGGUCUUAUUUCUGAGUUGGGUUGCAAAACCGUUGAGAUAAUUAAUGAAGCUGACGCAGCGGUUGAAAGUGGGCUGCAACAAAUGAAAACGAUCCUCCAGAAAAAGGGGUUGUCAGUGAAUAUUCCAGUUCUUGAUGUCAUUGUCAUGUUUCGGAACUAUAAUAAAGAAGACGAACAAGCCAUUACGGACCGUCUACUUGAAACCUUUACAGAGGCAUUAAAGCAAGGUAAAGAAAUGGCAGAUGACCAGACUGCAGACAAGCUAUAUGUUGAAGUCAAGUCCCUUGUUCGGAAGUUAUUUGACGAGAAAAAAGAGAUAACGAAGGUCAGCAGAGGAUGUAUCAUACUAUCAAUCCAGUGUCAUGAUUUAGAUGCGGUUAUUUCACUAGUCCAAGAUAGCCUUUCGGGGAAGCUUGGGAGUUUAUUUGAACCUCUUGAAGAAGUCAUCCGGACCGAUGCAGUCCAUGCGCUCUUUGAAGUAUGUGUUGGCAUUACGGGACAAAGUUGCUGGGCUCUCCUUAACGAAAUGUUUUGUGAAGUGUCCGACGAAUGUGAAAAACGUUUGUUCACUGUGGAAAGCACUGUACAAGAUGAUGGCAUUGGCGUUCGAAUUCAACGUUUUCUACAAAGUGUCACAGAUAAAGAAAACUUAGAGAAGUCGUUUUUCUCAAAGGAAAAAAAAGAAAUAUUCAUGAAAAUUCAGGAAGAUUUGACGAUAGAUCUUGAUCAGCCUGGUAUGAAAAUGGUUUUAUCGUAUCCGAAGAACAAUGAAGGAGCUGAAACAGAAGAACCCAAUGUUCUUCUAGCUAAAGAAAAUGAAGAUGGUAAUGGAGAAUAUAAACGUCAAAAUGCUGAUACAGAAAUGUCAAGUAUGAGUUCGAAGGCAUUUGCCAGCUCUUCUGGAAAACCACAGUCGGAUACCUCAAAAACAGAGUUGGAUCGAUUUGGCAUGGAAUUUACAGACAUUCUUCAGCCGCAAAAAAGGGAGAUGGAUGUGUCCCCCUCAAUGAACGAUCAGACUACAUGUUUCAAAGCCACACAAUCAAGAACUAUAAAUCAAAGUCAGACAAACGAUGCUUUAAUUGCACAAGAUUUAAGAAGCAAAACCACCAACGAGCAAGAGUGCAAAAAGGACAAGGUAUCUGUCUUUAGCGAAUUGCUGCAAACUGUGGAUGAUAUAAAAUCUCCCAACGAAGAAGAUGAUGAAGAAAUCAAAUGGUCGAUAGCAAAAUAUGUUGAUGACCGAAUAUCGCCUUUCUACAAACUUCCAUCUUGCACUCGACUUGCAAAGGACGAAAAACAUACGACUGCAAACACCAAGACGCAGGCGGAUGCAUUGAAAGAAAGCGUUCAUGACACUAAAGAAUAUGAAGAGAAAUACACCCGAGACAGAUCCUUCCGGGAAACGGUAUUCAGCGAGGAAAUGUUUGAGAUAAAUAUUGAAUCAGACCAAGACGAUAUUGGAAGGAACGUUGAUGACGAGGUUAUACAUCUACGAGGCUACCAAGAGGAAUUAGCGCAGAAGGGUUGUCAGGGAGAAAACGUUAUAGUGAUGGCUCCAGCAAAAUCUGGCAAAACAAGAGUAGCUUGCAGAAUUAUGCAGGUUCAUCUCAGGCAGAAAAAAGCAGAGAGAAAAAGGGGUCGUAUUUUAUUUCUUGUGGAAAACGAAGCGCUAGCCAUUCAGCAAGGAGAGGUGUGUGCAGAACUACUUCCUAGUUACAGGACAAAGGUGUUUAGCGGAAAUGUCCACAGGUUGAAAAAGCAAAUGCUAUGGGAUUUCAUUGAAAGGCAAGUAUUUAUCACAUGA